Molecule: messenger RNA, 1077 nt
Organism: Mycotypha africana
Lineage: Eukaryota; Fungi; Mucoromycota; Mucoromycetes; Mucorales; Mycotyphaceae
Exons: 4
Source: RefSeq, a predicted model, not a curated record
GCUCUCAUUGCAAGACAAGUUUAUGUUUGCUUAACGGAAAUUUAGUUGGAAGUAGCGGCAAGAAACGUAAGCAAUCAGCUACAAUCAAGGAAGAAAAGAAGCAAACAACUGGAGAUAUCAAGUGCAUCAGUUGUGGCCUAAAGGGUCAUUCUACUUCUCGUUCCCUCGAAUGGAAAAGUUGCCAAGGGUUAUACAGCCCAACUCGAACAAUUCUGCAAAGUCUUCAACUUCAAAAAGUUCGGUUUUAAAAGGUAAAACCUAUAGAAGAACUUCCUCAGCAAAAAUAUUAUCCCUAAUAGUAAACACACCCCUAUUUUUGCUUGUGGCAUAGUCUAACCGCUUUGAAGGAGAGUUCUGAUGUAAUGUUUCGAAACAUGGUUAGGUCGGACGGUUUUACUGUAGACUUUUUGUUCAGCCGCAAAAAAAAAAGCAAAAGAAGACAUGACCAUUCAUAAUUACACCUUGGCUUUGGAAGAAUUUUCUUAUGACGAAGUAGAAGACGAUUACAGACCCGCUUUCAUUGAUCCAGGCCGAAGAUCUAUUUUCACAGCGGCAAUAGGGCUGAAUCAUAGCAAACAUCAAAUUUCGUUAUACCAAAAUCAGGAACGUGCUGCCAACAACAUAGUCAAUAUGCUUGUUAAUGGAACCCACAAAAAGAAUACCGACAGAAUGGCCUUUUGUAAACGUAAAAAGAAGAAGAAGAAGAAGCAAAAGGUUCCAGAAGAGAAGGAAGAAGCAGAUGCGAGAGAAAACAAGUGGAAGCCUGAACCCUUUAGUGUAGGCGACACUAAAAAGAUCCCUCUGAUUGUAGUUGGUAAUGGCAUGAUCGGGAAGACUGCAGUGCCCAUUAAAGGCCAUAAGACUGGUGUCGUGGGAGUUCUUUGGCGUGCCUUGAAGCGAAGAGAGGCUGCUGGCGAUUUACUAACGAUAACAAUUGAUGAAUACAAAACCUCUCGAAUAUUCAAUAAUUGCUGUUCCAACAAUCUUGAAGCAUUGAAGACUGUUCCCGGCCAAUGUAUCCUUGCCUGCAAAACCUGUUCGAAACUUUGGAACCGGGACGUUAACGCUGCUAAAAAC